AUGCUACCUCGACCAGAAGACAAAAAAGAAGAGUCGCACAAUAGCAGUAGCAGUAGCAGUAACAACGCCAAACCUAAAAACCCGGACAUCAAAAUCCCGAGGAUCCAGCCCAUUGAGCAGGACGAGCCGCUGGCGUCCCGCGCCCAGGGCCUGGUGGGCAAGUUUGUCGACGAAUUCGGCAACAUUCUCGACUGGGAUGGCACCGUGCUGGGGUCCGCGGAAGGCGAUCUGCCCUCCAUGGUGGGACGGCCAGUGUCUGAGUCCGGCGAGAUCCUAGACAACACCGGGGAGGUGGUGGGUUAUGUGUCAGAGAACCACACGAGGCCGAAGCUGAGCGACCUGGAGGGCGGGUUGAAGAUUGACGGGGCCGGCAACAUUUACAACAAGAAUGGCGACAUUGUUGGCAAGAUGAAUCAGCCUUCUACGGGGGAGGGAGAGACUUCUGGACAACAAGAUGCGGGCCAGGGCAAGUCGUCGUCACAGGAUGCGGGAGGAAAGGCGAAUGCUGCAACACCAAGUCCAUCAGAGGUGUAUCUGGAUGUCAAAUCAACACACGACGGCAUCCAGCUCAUUAUCAAGAUACCCACCAUUUUCAAAAACGAAAAAUGA
Trichoderma breve is the source of this 609-nucleotide messenger RNA. RefSeq lists its product as uncharacterized. The record is from RefSeq and is a predicted model, not a curated record. The coding region runs from base 1 to 609 and encodes 202 amino acids. NCBI's taxonomy places the organism in Eukaryota, Fungi, Ascomycota, Sordariomycetes, Hypocreales, Hypocreaceae. The transcript has a single exon.